This is a messenger RNA of Carlito syrichta (Philippine tarsier), 515 nucleotides long. Its product is annotated as ropporin-1-like protein. The annotation marks the transcript as partial. The record is from RefSeq and is a predicted model, not a curated record. The transcript has a single exon. NCBI's taxonomy places the organism in Eukaryota, Metazoa, Chordata, Mammalia, Primates, Tarsiidae.
CGCCCCCUUCCCCGGGUCCCCUUGGCGGAGAGCGAUGCCUCUUCCCGACACCAUGUUCUGCGCGCAGCAGAUCCCCAUUCCCCCGGAGCUGCUGGACAUCCUGAAGCAGUUCACCAAGGCCGUCAUCCGCACUCAGCCCACCGACGUGCUGCGGUGGUCCGCGGGAUAUUUUUCAGCUUUGUCCAGAGGAGAGCCACUUCCUGUAAAGGACAGACUCGAAUUGCCCGUGGCCACCCAGAAGACAGACACAGGCCUGACUCAAGGGUUCCUUAAAGUUUUGCACAAGCAGUGCAACCACAUGCAAUACGUGGAAUUAGCGGAUCUUAAGCACAAGUGGAAAAAUCUAUGCCUGCCAGUAGAAAAAUUCAAAGCUCUCUUAGAAUUGGAUCCUCACGAAAACACAAUUGAGUGGAUAAAAUUUUUAGCGCUUGGCUGCAGCAUGCUCAGUGGGUCUCUAAACACUGCCAUGAAGCACCUGUGUGAGAUCCUCACUGCGGACUCUGAGGGCGGGGCGG